GGCGGAAGUCGUUCCGUCAACAUGGCAGCGUCCUUGGCAGGCAUGUUCUCUGUGAAAACAUGAACAGAUGUAAACAUAGCAAAGCAGUCAAUUGCUCGUCUGCGAGAGCUGAAGAUGGAGAGACGGGAGUUCGUCGCGUCCCUUGUGGCUGGAGGCAGCGCAGGGAUGUGUGUGGAUCUCGCCCUCUUCCCCCUGGACACUAUUAAGACUAGACUGCAGAGCCAGCAAGGGUUCUACAGGGCUGGGGGCUUCCGGGGCAUUUAUGCAGGGGUCCCAUCUGCUGCACUCGGCUCCUUUCCCAGUGCGUCUGCCUUCUUCGUCACCUACGACUGUGCAAAGUCCGUCCUUGGCUCUCAUGGGGCGCUCGCAGAGCCGUCAGUGGCGCCGCUCGCUCACAUGCUAUCCGCCUCCUUGGGUGAAACGGUAGCGUGUCUGAUCCGGGUGCCCACGGAGGUGGUCAAACAGAGGACCCAGGCGUCCCCCUCGUCCAGCACAUACCACGUGCUGUUGGCUACGCUCCGAGAAGAGGGUGUUGGGGGCUUGUACAGAGGAUUCAGGAGUACGCUUCUCAGAGAGAUCCCGUUCUCUCUGGUGCAGUUUCCGCUUUGGGAAUAUUUCAAGACUUGCUGGUCACGGAGGAGAGGUCAGACGCUCCACUCUUGGCAGGCUGCAGUAUGCGGAGCGUUUGCAGGUGCGGUGGCCGCGUUUCUUACCACUCCUCUUGACGUGGCCAAGACCAGGAUCAUGCUCGCUAAGGCUGGAUCGACCACAGCGAGCGGCAACAUCCCACUGGUGCUCCGUGACGUGUGGAAGAGCCGAGGGCUGAGCGGGCUGUUUGCAGGCAGCAUACCCAGGAUGACCUCCAUCAGUGUGGGCGGCUUCAUUUUCCUGGGCGCCUACGAGAAAGUGCGGCGCACUCUUCUGCCGUAGCCAAAGCUGAACUGAUAGCUGAGACUGUCCCGGGGGCCUCCAUGAACGUGUGGAAGAACGUCCUGUCCGGACCGCCACUGCCGCCUCUGCACCCGGCGGAUGAAGUUUGAACAUUCGCGUUGACGUUGUUAUUCCUCUUCCUGCAUAUCCUCAGUCAGCAGGAGACAUCCGCUGUGUUCCUUCUCCCUCCCACCUCCGUGAACAUCUAGCAUGGUUGUCAUCUGCUCGGACCGGUUCAUCAAAAACCACGGAUGUGGGUUUUCUCUGCAUGUGCCCUACGAUUGGCUGGCGACCGGUCCAGGGUGGACCUCGCCUUGUCACCCAAAGUCAGAUGGGGUAGGCUCCAGCAUCCCCCUGCACAGGAUAAGCGGCAUAGAAAACCAGUGAAGAUAAUAAUACAUAAAGAUUGCAAUGCAUGGAUUAGUUUUCCAUCCUGACAUGGAGAACAGUAUGGAGUAUUUAUUUUGAAAUACUUAAAUACGUGAAAUAAACACCAACAUUCAGUAAUCAUCUCACUGUAUUUGUUCACGGAACGCACAGAACUAACAACGUCUUGUUUGCGGUCUUUCCUGUGUCCUGUACUACCUGCUGUGCAUAUGAUGAGGCGUUCAAGCGCACUGCGGAACUCUGAGCGUUAGGCACAGGGUUACAUCCGGCUGUUGGUUGCGGCGAAAACAAGAAGUAGGACUUU
Molecule: messenger RNA, 1621 nt
Organism: Doryrhamphus excisus (bluestripe pipefish)
Lineage: Eukaryota; Metazoa; Chordata; Actinopteri; Syngnathiformes; Syngnathidae
Gene: slc25a26
Product: solute carrier family 25 member 26
Biological process (GO): transmembrane transport
Source: RefSeq, a predicted model, not a curated record